Molecule: messenger RNA, 621 nt
Organism: Annulohypoxylon maeteangense
Lineage: Eukaryota; Fungi; Ascomycota; Sordariomycetes; Xylariales; Hypoxylaceae
Exons: 3
Coding region: 1-621 (206 amino acids)
Molecular function (GO): acyltransferase activity, transferring groups other than amino-acyl groups
Source: RefSeq, a predicted model, not a curated record
AUGGCGGGAAAAGUAAGCCUAGCGACCCCCGACGACAUCCCCGAUCUCGUGGAGAUAUUCUGGGAAGCCUUUAGCGGACCCGGAGAAGUCGUUUUUCCGCACUCGGAAGGCGGGCGCAAGUGGCUUCAGCGGAGCUUCGAGAACUUCCUCGGCCAGAAGUCCUACUAUAGGCCUGAAUCCAAGGUUGCUGUCGUUAGGAAUCUUAACAGCAGGCCAGUUGCACUCGCGAUCGCUCAUGUGGUCCACCCGGGCCAGAGUAUCGCGGGGAAGGCAUGGAAGACGCGAUGGACGCGAUGCGAGGAUAUUCCGGGUAUGAGCGAAGACAAGCUCGCUGAAUUCUUCGAGCCUUUGGCUAGAGCUCAUUACCUAGUUGUUGGAAAAGAAGGCCACGUGUUCAUCGAGCUCAUCAUGACGAAAUCGAAUAGCCGAGGAAGGGGAUACGCAUCGGCGCUCAUGGAAUGGGCGACAAAGCUGGGAGAUAGCCUCGAUAUCCCGUGUUAUCUCGACGCUGGGAUGCGAGGUAUGGGGAUCUGCGACCGAUGUGGGUUUAAGGCGCAAGACAUUGAAAUACGAUAUGGAGGCCCACCACCUUGCACACCGAUGCUGCGUACCAAAAAAUAG